AUAAAGACGGUUAAUUAUUUCACUUGAAUUCGUUAAAAUUUGGCCCAUCCCAAUUCAACCCAAUUCGUGAAUACGCUAAACCCUAUUUAAGCAUAGGCUUGGGGCUACACAAUAGAAUCGUUGAUGCUUCUAAACCCUAUUAGCUUCCAACCCUAACCCUAUUCUGUUACGACACAAUUCCACCGUGAAGAACACCGCACUGCCGUAACAAAAUGUCUAAGCCGCCAGAAACUUCAACGGAAGAAGUAGAUAGGAUAAGCAGUUUACCAGACGAUAUCCUAAUUCAAAUUCUCUCUUCUCUUCCCACCAAACAAGCCUUUCUCACUUCCAUUCUUUCAAAGAGAUGGAAGCAUCUAUGGUUUUUUGUUCCAGUUAUUGACUUUACCAAAACCAAACACUCCGAUUCACGCUUAUUCGACAAAUUCGUUGACUCCAUCUUGUGCUUGCGAAAAGCUGCUGGUAAUAAUUCCAUCCACAGUUUCAUCUGGGACGAUGAACACAUAUCGCAUAAUUGGGCAACAAUAACCCCUAAAUUGUCUAAUACUAUUCUUACUUGUACAACCCUUGUUGUUCUUAAGCUCAGUUAUCUUUAUAUGGGUCCGGCAUUUUGUUAUUAUCCCAUAAUAUUACCUUCACUCAAAACCCUACAUUUGAAAGACAUUAAGUUUGAUCGAUAUGGAGAUCUUAAGUGUCUUCUAGGGUAUUGUCCAGUUAUUGAAGAUCUUCAACUAUAUCAUAUAUCCUAUCUCACUUUUCUUGAUCCCAACAGAUGUUGUGAAACCUUAACAAAGUUGAUUAGAGCAGAUAUUAUUGAAUGUAAUUGCGAUGUUCCGAUGAAAGCACUUUCAAAUGUGGAGUUUCUACGCAUAAAACUAUACAAGACUUUUAACUCUCCUACAUUCCAUAAUUUGACUCAUUUGGUGCUCAGCUACAGUUGGGGUAUAGUUCAACGUGUGCUCUACCUUUGCCCUAAGCUUCAAAAUAUUGAAUUUUAUCAGAAGAUACAAGGCAGCAUUAGGGAUCAUGAGUUCGUAUAUGGUCAAAACUGGGUUCUUCCAAAAUUUGUUCCACCAUGCCUUUCACUAAGCCUUAAAACAUGCUCUAUGAGGGACUUUGGAUUUGCAGGUCUUCAACAUGAGCACACUAUGUUAGCAACAUAUAUUCUGAACAAUUCAUCAGUUUUAGAAACUAUGUCAAUUUGGUGCUUCAGAAAACGAUCUGAGAUAGAAAGAGAACUAACCUCAUGUUCAAGGGCUUCUGCAACAUGUAAAUUUUCAUUUUAUUCGGAAUAUGUAUGAUAACGUAAGUAAGUAAGUAGUAAUCUCUCUUUUGUUUCAUUAGCUGCUAGUCUGUUACAAAGACAUUGCUGGAUUUGGUGGUUUGAUGAACUAUGUGUCGCUAUGAAAGUCAUUGUAAACUUUGUCGCAG
This is a messenger RNA of Medicago truncatula (barrel medic), 1428 nucleotides long. RefSeq names its product F-box/FBD/LRR-repeat protein At5g56420. Gene Ontology annotation, molecular function: protein binding. The transcript has 2 exons. The coding region runs from base 213 to 1298 and encodes 361 amino acids. The record is from RefSeq and is a predicted model, not a curated record. Lineage: Eukaryota; Viridiplantae; Streptophyta; Magnoliopsida; Fabales; Fabaceae.